CACUUGAACGCUGCACGGCUUCCUCUCUGCUUCCUGCGCGGUUGCACGCGCUGCAGACUCGCGUUAAACGGAGUCUAUUUCUGUCUUAUUUUUCGUUUUCUGUUUAGUCUUUAUGCUAAUAAUUAUUUUCCGACCUUUAUGCAAAGAUCUGUAGAACCGACCUAAUUCGUCGCUGUGAAUUUUAAAGCGUUAUUUUUGUACUCGGUCGACGCGAGACUCGGUUGAGCUCAAUUGGCCUGUUUUCUCUCUCUCUCUCUCUCUAGACAAUUCUUUACAUUAUUGAUUUAUUUUACGUUUUUAUUUAUCAGUAUGGACGAGAAGGUGUUUACAAAAGAACUAGAUCAGUGGAUCGAGCAGCUGAACGAGUGCAAGCAGCUGUCGGAGAACCAGGUUAAAUUUCUGUGCGAGAAAGCUAAGGAGAUUUUAUCAAAGGAGUCCAAUGUUCAGGAAGUGCGUUGUCCGGUCACUGUGUGCGGAGACGUCCAUGGGCAAUUCCACGACCUCAUGGAGCUCUUUAAGAUUGGCGGGAAAUCACCGGACACCAACUAUCUCUUCAUGGGCGACUACGUGGACAGAGGCUAUUACUCUGUAGAGACCGUCACACUUCUAGUGUGUUUGAAGGUCCGAUACAGAGAGCGAAUCACCAUCCUUCGAGGGAACCACGAGAGCAGGCAGAUCACACAGGUUUACGGUUUCUACGACGAGUGUCUGAGGAAAUACGGAAACGCCAACGUUUGGAAAUACUUCACCGAUCUUUUUGACUACCUACCGCUCACCGCCCUGGUGGACACACAGAUUUUCUGUCUCCAUGGAGGACUGUCUCCAUCCAUCGAUACUCUGGAUCAUAUUCGAGCUCUGGACCGCAUCCAGGAAGUCCCACAUGAGGGCCCCAUGUGUGACCUGUUGUGGUCGGACCCAGACGAUCGCGGCGGUUGGGGGAUUUCGCCCAGAGGAGCAGGCUACACUUUCGGUCAGGACAUCUCAGAAACCUUCAACCACGCCAACUCCCUGACCCUGGUGUCCAGAGCUCACCAGUUAGUCAUGGAGGGAUACAACUGGUGUCACGAGCGGAAUGUCGUCACAAUCUUCAGUGCUCCGAAUUAUUGUUACCGCUGCGGCAAUCAGGCGGCCAUCAUGGAGCUCGAUGACACGCUCAAAUAUUCAUUUUUGCAGUUCGACCCGGCGCCAAGAAGAGGAGAGCCUCACGUCACCCGCAGGACCCCCGACUACUUCCUGUAACGUCUCGUUGCCUGACGAAGUGUUCCUCAGCAUUAUCCUGAUCGCAGACUGAACUGUCAUCAUCACCACCAUCGCAUCUCUCAACACAUAAAUUUGUCCAUGGACCAAAAUGUGUGCCAUCAGCAUAAUAUAGGAAAGGAGAAAAAAACAAAAAAACACAA
Molecule: messenger RNA, 1400 nt
Organism: Clarias gariepinus (North African catfish)
Lineage: Eukaryota; Metazoa; Chordata; Actinopteri; Siluriformes; Clariidae
Gene: ppp2caa
Product: protein phosphatase 2 catalytic subunit alpha a
Exons: 7
Coding region: 310-1239 (309 amino acids)
Biological process (GO): peptidyl-serine dephosphorylation; mitotic cell cycle
Cellular component (GO): cytosol
Molecular function (GO): protein serine/threonine phosphatase activity
Source: RefSeq, a predicted model, not a curated record